CAGGACGCGAUAGAGUGAACACUGCCUGGUCAUAUACUGAGUGAUCAGAUACAGUGAUCAGAUAGAAUCCGCUUUACUCUUAGUGUGCUGCAUAUGGGCUGCAGUCGCGCUUCGUCCACUUUAUAACACGGUGUCACGCAUGAGUGCAACAUACCUUCGCCACUGACCACCUUGCAUUACGUUUGUAUUUCUUCAUUCAUCAGCACCUCCAGAAGUAUAUACGUAUUCUCAACCGUUUUAGGCUUUUCUUUGGAAGCAACUCAUUUUCGAAAGUGGAGCAGCGGAGGAAGAAAACGUGCACGAAGAUUUCAAAAGAUUUUGUAUUGAGGUAUGUGACGCCGUGGCGAGGAAAUGGGACGAAGAAGAAUCAUGCAAUUCGGAAGAUUCUUCCAUCCUCUGGCCUGCUGAAUUCACUCAAUGUGCAACCGACUUCGAGCGAGUUUGUGUGCUCAUGAAAUUGCCUGGUAUUCGUCGAUUCUCUCUACUACCUGCUUCAAGAAGUGAAGGCUGCCGGAAUUCACUAAAGAAAGAUGAACUUUCGAAUAUGUUGCGUGAUGCGGGCAAUGACGCCUGGAUUUCACAAAAUACUAGGCUAGCCUUGGCACUAUACACCAAAGCCCUAUUCUGUGCUGAGACCGACAAAACAAGGGCAUUCGCCUAUGCCAAUCGAUCCUGUGUUCUGUAUCGCAUGGGAGCCCACACGGAGACAAUUCAAGAUAUCGAACGCGCAAUCCAGCACGACUAUCCACAGGACCGCCGUCCGCGACUUCUUGCACGACGAGGCCAAUCCCUCCUGGCGAUGCACCAGAUUGAUGCAGCACGGGCUGCAUUUAUGGAGGCCCGCCAAAUGAUUCGGUCCAACUCGUUCGUCAUUCAUUCACAUGAAAUCCAGGAGCAACUAGAAAAAGGCCUACUAAAAUGUGCACAAAUGUCACACAGACCGGAUACACAUACCGAUCCUCCGGUGUCAAGUCCAUUGUUCAUCAGGCAACACGAAGUUCCUACAAUUACGCAGCCACGAAGACGUAGAACGAAGAAAAUCAAACGUGCAAAUUCAAAGAAUCAAAGGUCACCGAGUCCGGAGAGCCACGGCAAAGCCGCGUACAAGUGUACAUUGGGAGGACAAAAAGCUGGAUGGCACUUGCAGGCCUCUCGAAAUAUCGAGGCUGGAGAAGUCAUUCUGAUUGAGAAACCAUACGCCCGCCGGAUCGACAAGCGCUUCCUCCUCCAACAUUGCUAUCAGUGUUUUAAACGAUGUUUGAAUCUCUUGCCAUGCAAAAAGUGUUCUGAGGUUGGUUUUUGCAGUACGGAAUGUGAAAAGGCUUCAUGGUUGCCGGAUGCGAGCGCCGAAACAUCAGACACGUCGGACGCUUCACCAAUACCGUCGAGUGUCGUCCGCUCUAGUCACAGAUAUGAAUGUGGUCAGAUUUCACGUGUAGACUUUUACGACUUUGCCGGAUGGCGUUGGAUGGGGAGAAACGAGCUGCCGUCUGGUGUCUCGGAAUUCGUGCAGCGUUAUCGAAUGCGGUUACUUGUCCGGCCACGGGAUAGCAAUUAUGUGAACUGCAAUAUGACGUGGCUUCCGUUUGCUUGCAUUGCGCGUACAGACCAAAAACAUCUAAAGCGUUUGAUCCAAGACACACUCGCACAGACAGCAUCGACCGAUGGUACGCAGUGUGCUUCCGCCAGGCUUUUGGCUUUCUCUAGUCAAAACCACUGUCCCCCGCUGGAUGAAACUGAUGAUGACUACCUCUCAAUCGGGCGUCUUGGCCUGCCAGGAGGACGGGUCGCGCCACACAAGCUUUGGCAACUCACAGUGGCGGCCGUGUUCCUGACACACUGUCUGUCAGCUGGAGGUUAUGAACUUGACUGGGGAAGACAUUGUUUAUCAAACGCAACUGAUGACCCAUUACCUGCGUCAUGGGCAGCUGCCUGUUUAUUGCAUGACCUACAAACUGUGUCCCUGCUGGCGACAAAUUCGCUCCAGGUAGAGUACACCACGCCCAGUAGCUAUCGUCAAUUUCCAAGUUGCCUGAUUGAGUCCAACCGUGGAAUAUCCCUGAUGGGAGGUAAUCGCCUCAGAGUUGGUUGCGGAAUAUAUCCAAUGCAGGCUAUGCUGCUGCACUCCUGCGAUCCAAAUACAUUGACCGUCACGACGAACAACGGCACAGCUGUACUGUUUGCAGCGCGGCCCAUAAGAAAAGGGGAAACACUGCAUAGAACAUUUGGUAUGCACUAUUUCAGUCAAAAUCGAGUUGAGCGUCGUCUAGUUUUACUCAUGAUGUACAAACUCGAAUGCCAGUGCAACGCCUGCAAAGAGGAUUGGCCUGUACCCCUUGAAGAUGUGAAUAUACGUUGUCAAAAUUGUCAUCGAGCGAUCCGUUUGACAGGAAGACACUUACAAUUGGCGGACGAGCGAAGACCGAAUUGUCAUUGUCCAUUGGGAAUGCAACAGAGGUUCCUUCAUCAGUACAUGAGGAUCCGAUCUGACGUCACUGAGCAAAUGCGACAGUUUACAGACUAUUGUCAAAGCACUCCAUUCGACCAACUUUCGAUUGCAGCACUGGACAAAAACAUUGAUCGGUAUCUUCAGCUACUCAACAACGAGUCGGUCGAAUCACUCAUGAUGCCUCCAUCGAUAUCGGUGGAGCUGAUAAAUCGAUCACUAGAUACCGGGCUACAAUUGCGCUAUGGAUGUACGUUUGCAAUGACAGAUAUGUCUUCAUUACAUGAAAGAGAAGAAGAAACAUCAGAAUGCCAAAUUUCCUAAAACUAUGGAAACUCUGAGGCUUUGGCCUGACAAAAACCAAUUCCUUUUCUCGUUCGAAACGGACGAUUAGAUCACUAGAGUCGUAUCAAUCUAAAGUUGAGGCAUUUUGAUUCGGUUUUCUUUAUUUUAAAUAGCCUAUCUAUUCUCAUUCUCAGAAGAGCGGAUUACCAGUUCCAAACCUUGUGGUUUUCCAACGCUUUCUGAAUGAAACACAUCAGAUGUAAGGAAACAGAAAACCAG
Messenger RNA from Opisthorchis viverrini, 3010 nucleotides. RefSeq lists its product as hypothetical. The record is from RefSeq and is a predicted model, not a curated record. Bases 452 to 2770 code for a protein of 772 amino acids. Lineage: Eukaryota; Metazoa; Platyhelminthes; Trematoda; Opisthorchiida; Opisthorchiidae. The transcript has 7 exons. Gene Ontology annotation, molecular function: protein binding.